UUCCAGGCAGGCAUGAGAGUGGAUACUUCUCAACAAAUUGGAUGAAUCUGAGUUGCCGUUACAAAACAAGACCAUACAGGCAUCUCGUCAAGUAUUUCAACUCAUAUCAAUUGGAUGUUGUUUCCGUGCUGAUUGGAUGACAAGAUGGCGACUCCCAGGGAGGCAUGAACAUAGAAAAAUAAAGGACAUGUCGUCCCCUGGUUCCGUGGUACCUGGAACCGCCGCUGGUUCCUCUCUGCAGCCGCGAUGGAAGCGGGUUGUCGGGUGGUCUGGCCCUGUUCCCCGGCCAAGACAUGGACACAGAGCCGUGGCAAUAAAAGAGCUCAUGGUUGUGUUUGGAGGAGGAAACGAGGGAAUUGUCGACGAGCUCCAUGUAUACAACACUGCAACCAAUCAGUGGUUUAUCCCGGCAGUUCGUGGGGACAUUCCCCCUGGCUGUGCAGCUUAUGGGUUUGUGUGUGAGGGAACACGGCUGUUAGUGUUUGGAGGAAUGGUGGAAUAUGGCAAGUACAGUAAUGAUCUUUAUGAGUUACAGGCAAGCAGAUGGGAAUGGAAGAAGCUGAAGCCUAAAACCCCUAAGAACGGUCCGCCACCCUGCCCACGCCUUGGUCACAGCUUCUCUCUGGUGGGAAACAAGUGCUAUCUCUUCGGAGGUCUCGCAAAUGACAGUGAGGAUCCCAAAAAUAACAUUCCCAGAUAUUUGAAUGAUCUUUACACUUUGGAAUUGCGGCCUGGUGCGGGUGUAGUCGGCUGGGACAUACCGAUCACAUACGGAGUUCUGCCUCCUCCCAGAGAGAGUCACACCGCCGUGAUUUACACUGAUAAAACCAACAAAAAGUCUUCCCUCGUCAUCUAUGGAGGAAUGAGUGGCUGUCGUCUGGGAGAUCUUUGGACACUGGACAUUGACUCCCUGACCUGGACCAAGCCUGCAGUAAUGGGCACAGCUCCCCUACCACGCAGCCUUCACUCAGCUACCACCAUCACCAACAAGAUGUAUGUGUUUGGGGGGUGGGUGCCUCUGGUGAUGGAUGAUGUGAAGGUGGCCACCCAUGAGAAGGAAUGGAAAUGCACCAACACACUGGCUUGCCUCAAUUUAGAUGUUAUGUUGUGGGAGAACAUUUUGAUGGACACCCUGGAGGACAACAUCCCACGGGCCCGUGCAGGCCACUGUGCUGUAGCCAUUAACAACAGGCUUUACGUGUGGAGCGGUCGUGAUGGAUACCGGAAGGCCUGGAAUAACCAGGUGUGCUGUAAGGACCUGUGGUACCUAGAGACAGAGAAGCCAAAUGCCCCAUCACGGGUGCAGCUAGUCCGGGCGAACACCAGCUCCCUGGAGGUAAGCUGGGGUGCUGUGUCCACGGCAGACACCUACGUGCUGCAGAUUCAGAAAUACGACAUCCCCUCUACAGCCAGCACAGCCUCCCCAGCCCCCUCUCUCCCGAGCAACUUGCCCAAGAGCCCUGUGCCCGCCACUCCCAUGCUGUCUGCCCAGAGCCUCCCUCAAGUGGGCAGCACACUUGUGCCCCAGACCGCUUCCCCGAGUGCCUCUGGCUUGCCAGUCUUGUCCAACACGCCAGGAAGCCCCCUGGUUGCCUCCCCUGCUCGGGGGCCAGCCAUCCUUAAAGUUGCAGCUACUCAGUCUAGCACUGGGGCUUCAUUUGUCACUGUGCGUCCAGCAAACCAGGCUGCAAAAUCUCCUGUCACUGUGACGUCACUUCCUGCUGGUGUUCGUAUGGUAGUGCCAGCACAGAGCACCCAAGGAGCGCCAAUAGGCAGCAGCCCCCAGAUGAGUGGCAUGGCAGCUUUAGCUGCAGCUGCUGCCGCCACCCAGAAGAUCCCACCCUCGUCUGGGGCCACUGUGCUCAACGUACCAGCUGGAGCCACCAUUGUUAAAACCAUGGCAGUGACCCCAGGCUCCACUGCAGUUAAGAUGGCCUCUCCAGUUAUGGUGAGCAAUCCUGCCACCACCUUGCUAAAGACUGCUGCGGCCCAGGUGGCCACACCCACCCUGUCCAGUGCGACCACGCCCACUCGUCCCAUCAUCACCGUGCACAAAUCUGGCACAGUCACAGUGGCCCAACAGGCCCAAGUGGUCACCACUGUCGUAGGAGGAGUAACCAAGACCAUCACACUCGUCAAGAGUCCCCUUUCCAUGGCCGGAGGAGGCACCUUGAUCUCCAGCCUUGGGAAGGUGGUGUCAGUGGUACAGAACAAACCAGUGCAGACUUCUGCUGUGACUGGACAGGCUUCGACCAGCCCCGUCACUCAGAUCAUACAGACUAAAGGCCCACUUCCAGCUGGCACCAUUCUAAAACUGGUGACAUCAGCAGAUGGCAAGCCAACCACCAUCAUCAGCACCACUCAGGCAGGUGGAGCAGGGAGCAAGCCUACGAUCCUGGGCAUCAGUGGCAUAACACCUGUCAGCACCAGCAAACCUGGAACCACCACCAUCAUCAAGACCAUCCCCGUCUCUGCCAUCCAACAGGGCGCCGCAGGUGUCGCUAGUAGCACAGGGCUAAAGAGUCCCAUCACCAUCAUUACCACAAAGAUGAUGACCUCUGGCACUCCUGGCAAAAUCAUCACAGCAGUACCCAAAGUUGGCACGGCAAUGGGACAGGGACUGACUCAGGUGUUGCUGAAGGGAGCACCGGGCCAGCCUGGUACCAUCCUACGCACUGUGCCUAUGGGUGGAGUUCGCCUUGUUUCCCCUGGGUCUGGCGUCAAGCCGACAGUUACUACGCUUCUUGUCAAAGGAACAACCGGUGUCAGCACUUUAGGUACAGUUACAGGUACAGUGUCCACCAGCCUGGCAGGAGGAAGUGUGGUCAGUGCCAACGCAUCCUUGGUGACGCCCAUCACCACGCUGGCUACCGUCAGUACACUGUCCAGUCAGCUGCUCAGCGCGAGCGGGAUCACCACUCCUGCAGUCGUCAGCAGCCAGAGCCACACCACCUCCGUGCAGCCUACGCAGGUGACCUUGAUAACCACGCCCAGUGGUGCAGAGGCACAGCCUGGGCAGGACCUACCCGUCUCCUUCCUGGCAUCUCCCACCUCCGAGCAGCCAUCGUCCAGCGAGCCGUCCGCAGACGCAGCAGCCUCCAUUUCCCUUGUCUGCUCCAAUCCGCCGUGUGAGACACACGAGACCGGCACCACUAACACCACCACCACAGCAUGUGCCAGCAUGGGCACUGAACACACUGGCACGGUGCAGAGAGUCUGCUCAAACCCGCCCUGCGAGACCCACGAAACGGGCACCACCAACACGGCCACCACAGCUUCAGCUAACAUGAGCAGCAACCAGAUGGGGGCGGUACAGAGGGUGUGCUCAAACCCGCCCUGCGAGACCCACGAAACGGGCACCACCAACACGGCCACCACAGCUUCAGCUAACAUGAGCAGCAACCAGAUGGGGGCGGUACAGAGGGUGUGCUCAAACCCGCCCUGCGAGACCCACGAAACGGGCACCACCAACACGGCCACCACAGCUUCAGCUAACAUGAGCAGCAACCAGAUGGGGGCGGUACAGAGGGUGUGCUCAAACCCGCCCUGCGAGACCCACGAAACGGGCACCACCAACACGGCCACCACAGCUUCAGCUAACAUGGGCAGCAACCAGAUGGGGGCGGUACAGAGGGUGUGUUCAAACCCGCCCUGCGAGACCCACGAGACCGGAACCACCAACACGGCCACCACAGCUUCAGCUAACAUGGGCAGCAACCAGAUGGGGGUACAGAGGGUGUGUUCAAACCCGCCCUGCGAGACCCACGAGACCGGAACCACCAACACGGCCACCACAGCUUCAGCUAACAUGGGCAGCAACCAGAUGGGGGCGGUACAGAGGGUUUGUUCAAACCUGCCCUGCGAGACCCACGAGACCGGAACCACCAACACGGCCACCACAGCUUCAGCUAACAUGGGCAGCAACCAGAUGGGGGCGGUACAGAGGGUGUGUUCAAACCCGCCCUGCGAGACCCACGAGACCGGAACCACCAACACGGCCACCACAGCUUCAGCUAACAUGGGCAGCAACCAGAUGGGGGCGGGACAGAGGGUGUGUUCAAACCCGCCCUGCGAGACCCACGAGACCGGAACCACCAACAUGGCCACCACAGCUUCAGCUAACAUGGGCAGCAACCAGAUGGGGGCGGGACAGAGGGUGUGUUCAAACCCGCCCUGCGAGACCCACGAGACCGGAACCACCAACACGGCCACCACAGCCACCUGCAACAUGGAGACGGGAGAGGGGUCAGCCCAACACAGUGGGGAGGUGUCGGAGGGAGCUGGCGGCCCAGACAGCCUAAACACUCCUGCAGUCCCUCAAAACCGCGCCAUCACAACAGUUACCCAGGCAACGCCAGUACCUGGCCCUGCUGUUCCUUCUCUCAUAUCAAUCACAGAGCCAUCUUCGGAAGCACCGGUGGAGGCUGGAGUGAGUGAUGCAAGUAAUGCAGGUGGUGCAGAAGCAGAGGUUGAGCCUAUGCAGGUGGAGAACCAAUUGGAGUCAGCAGAGCAGGUUGCCGCCAUGACAACAGAGGCAGGACAGAUGGAGGGUGUGGAGGGAGUUGUAGCAUCCCAGCAUGCCGAGGCACUGGCAUUACCCCCGGAGCUGAUGUCCGAGGGACAGCCCACCACUCUCAUGGUGACUGGGCUGACUGCUGAGGAUCUGGCGGUCACAGCUGCAGCGGCAGUGAGUGACGAGGCUCAGGCCCUGGCCAUCCAGGCAGUGCUGCAGGCCGCCCAGCAGGCUGUGAUGAGUUCGAGCGAGGCCGAGGGCGGGGUCAUGCCAGGUGAACAGCAGAGUCACGCCAUCCCUAUCGUGCUGACGCAGCAGGAGUUGGCUGCCCUUGUGCAGCAGCAACAGCAGCAAGAGGAGGCGGAGCAUGGGGCGGUGCAACAGGUCUCUGCUCCGCCCACCGUGCCAACUGAGGGCCUGGCCCCCGCAGAUAGCCUCAACGACCCUGCCUCUGAAAGCAACGGUCACAGUGAAAUGUCUGCCGCGGUUUCCAGCACAGUGGCUGUACUGUUGCCAAACGCUACAGCUGAGACUUUAGCACCGUCCAGCACCCUGGCUCCUGCAGUUAUCGCUGCUCCAGCCAGCCUGCAGGCUGCCGCCACACACUCCGAGGUAGCCAACGGCAUUGAACCCACGAAACCACACCCUCCGACUGAGGUAGUUAAACCCCCAGUGAAGAAGGAAAACCAGUGGUUUGAUGUUGGCAUUGUCAAAGUGACCAACAUGGUCGUAACGCAUUAUUAUGUGCCGACCGAUGACUCGCCAUACGUUGAGGGUGAUUCUGGAACAGUUCCUGACUACAACCAGAUGAAAAAGGUGGACUUGCAGUCAGGAACAGCAUAUAAAUUCCGCGUGGCCGGCAUCAACACGUGUGGCCGUGGCACCUUUUCCGAAAUAUCAGCAUUCAAGACCUGUUUACCAGGCUUCCCUGGGGCACCGUGUGCUAUAAAGAUCAGCAAGAGCCCAGAUGGUGCCCACCUCACAUGGGAGCCCCCGUCUGUGACGUCAGGGAAGAUCAUGGAGUACUCCGUUUACCUGGCCAUCCAGAGCUCACAGACUGCUGAGGUCAAAGCUUCAACUCCGGCACAGCUGGCCUUUAUGCGGGUGUACUGCGGGCCCAACCCCUCAUGCCUGGUGCAGAGCUCCAGCCUGGCCAACGCCCACAUCGACUACACCACCAAACCCGCCAUCAUCUUCCGCAUCGCCGCUCGCAACGAGAAGGGCUACGGUCCUGCCACCCAAGUCCGAUGGUUACAAGAGUCAAGCAAAGAUGGCAUCUCUGCUAAGCCAGGUCCAAAACGAGCAGUGUCCUCACCAGAUGUCAAAGGGAGUGUGAAGAAGGCAAGAACAGAGCAGUAGGGUUAAUGGUGAGCAGACUCUGCCCCCUCACCCUGCCCUUUCCCAGAGCAGCAAGACUGAAACUUCAUCCGGUGUUCAACAUUCAUGUCAAUGUCACAUCACAGUGGAAAAGACACCAGUCAGAAAAUGAGCAACUUGUUCUAGAUUUCCCCCCCCCCCCCCCUUUUAAGUGAAAGGAUCAAAUAAGCACAUAUUACUCCUUUUGGGACUUUUUCUUCAGAAGCAUCUUUUUUUGGAAGGAAUAAAAUGAGCUUUUUAGUAGAGUCUUCCUUAUCUCCAUUUCCUUUUCAUUCAUAUGUCUUUUUGCUUCAAUAAUUUCACAAUCUGUUUAAUGUAAUAUAAACAGCCUGCUAUACUAUUGGCUUGUCUAAAAUGGAGCUGCUUGUCAUGUUAGACGAGUGGAAUGGAGGGAAAUCGCUCGUUAGGUGAGUGGACUCGGUGGGUGUGACAGAACAUGAGUGGGUGUGGCAGGUGUCUGUUUUUGUUGUUCUUUGUUUGUUUGUUUUUUAAGGGGGCAGUAAAAACCGAGCAAAAGCACUUGUCCUUAGACAAAGGGAGGAUGUGUUGUGUUUCUUUUUUUUGGGGGGGGGGGGGGGGGUUUCUCUCUUUUCUCUUUGUGGGAAGACUGGUUCAUUAAUGUAAGUUCUGCACACCCUUCAAGUAUCUUUGUGAAGCUAUCACUGAGUACUUUUGGCAUGAAGAGGAGACUGGCAGAAACAUGGACAAGAAAAGAUGAGGUUUUACUGAAGGGAUGCAGAUGCUGCAGGACUGAGACUUGGUAAACAUGAAAACAUUACAAAAAAAUCCAAAAAAUUAGCAAGUAAUGAUGCAGAAGACCUUUUGUGUAGUUAUUUUUGUAUUUUUUAAAAGCUUCUUUCCUGCGUGUUAAUGUGUAUGUUGGUGUGCAUUUUUGUUCUUGUUUGUUUUUUGUGGUACAUUCUUGGUCAUCCCCUGAGAUUCAAAGCGAUUGUGGGCAGAGUGUAUGAAAGCUUGACUGGUUUAGUGCGCUUGGUAUAAUGGUGUGUGAUGUAAAGUGUGCUGGCAGUGUUGACACACUGAGGUGUGGUGUAGCUGAAUGGAGUUGAAAGAGCCUUCCGCAUACAGGCAGGGGUGUGUCGCCAACUUUGUUUACUUCAGAUUUUUUAUGCUUGUUCCAUUUAGUGUAUGUUGUACGCCAACCACGGAGAUGUCCUACCAAGCUUUUUUUUUUUUUUGUGUGUGUGUGUGUUCUCCAUGUCCUGUAUUCCCAGGGUUGAUCUGCUCACUCUGGCUUUCCCUCUAGCUUUUUUAGAAUGUUCCAGAAUCGGGAUUUGUAGAUUUUUCUCUGCUCUAGAUUGUGAAGGAAGUUGUCCAUGUGAAACUUAAUAAAUUUUUACUUUC
Electrophorus electricus (electric eel) is the source of this 7252-nucleotide messenger RNA. The record is from RefSeq and is a predicted model, not a curated record. NCBI's taxonomy places the organism in Eukaryota, Metazoa, Chordata, Actinopteri, Gymnotiformes, Gymnotidae.